AAGCGGUAUUCACAAUUGCAUCUGGUUGGGUCCGUAGCCAUUUUGGCUCAAGGCCUCUGCAGUUGCGCGCCCCGCCCCCCUCCGCGCGGCAGAACGCCCGAUGGCGCUCCCCACCCGGGUCUCGGCGGCCCUGGCGCUCGUCCUGGCGGCGGCCGGGGCGGCGCCCCCCGAGGGCUGCGCCGCGGCGGCCGAGGAGGGCGACGGGGUGGGGCUGCUGCAGGCGGCGGGCCGCAGCGCGCAGGUGCGGAGCCGCUCCGACACGCCGAGUGGGGGGUGGGUUCCCCGGACUGCGAGGUGCGGCGUCGUGGACGUGAAGUGCGGGACGGGCUGCUGCUCGGUGACCAGCACGUGCACCUCGGACCAGAAGUGCAGGCCGCUGUUCGGCGGCAUCGUGGAGCCCACCCCAGGCAAGCUCGGGUGCCCGGUCGCCUUCAAAGACUUCGGCGACGGCGGCUGUUGUCCUGUGGCCACGCUCCUGGGCCCGCCAGAGACGUGCGUGGGGCUGCUCGGGCGGGUCGCCGACCUGCACGGAGGGCGGUGAGCUGCCCGCGGGCGCGUUGACUGGCAUGGUGAUCCUCGGCAAAAAAAGUGACGCCGACUGUCUCGCGGACCUGCGCGCUCGACGGGAAGAGCUGCUACGAGUACCCGGUGAACACGGCAAGUGCCCAGAUCGCGAGCGGCACCUCCAGUCCAGAUUGUAAUCAUUGAUGUGGGGGCGAUGAUCAUGCAGCCUUUUUUUGGUUUUGAAGCCCCCGAGGCACUGAGUCAGCCGCCGGUGCCAGAGCGCGCGUCCCCCUCCUGCCUUCUCUCUCCUUGCGGUGCCCCCUCCGCUCCUCCCCUUGCUCCCGCGCGGGCGCCGCGCUCGAGCACGGGUGGGCUGGCGCCGCCGGCUGGCUUCGACGGCGCUCCAGGCGCGAGAGCAGAGCAGAACAAAAGAGACAACUGCAUAUGGUUGGGUCUUUUCGCCAG
Messenger RNA from Prorocentrum cordatum, 969 nucleotides. The record is from the annotation of a GenBank genome assembly. NCBI's taxonomy places the organism in Eukaryota, Dinophyceae, Prorocentrales, Prorocentraceae.